AUGACCACCACUGGUGUAAAUGGAUUACCUCAUCUCCGCUUUUUUACUUCCGACUUCUGUCCCUUCGCACAGCGAGCACGUAUAGCUCUAGAGUGGUUUAAGAUCCCAUUCGAGUUGAUUGAAGCCCUGAGUUUGCCUGAAGGUGCUGCGGAAUAUAAGAAGCAUCCUCUACUGCUCGAGAAGAAUCCAAAAGGCCUUAUCCCAACGCUGCUCGUCAACUGGCCUGAUGGACGCGAAGAAGUCGUCACCGAGUCUCUCGUUGUGGUGGAGUAUAUAGACAACUUGGCUGCCAAGUUCGGCUUCCCCGGAGAACCUUUGCUACCUCGGGAUGACCCCACGGAGAGGCAACGUCUCCUCGAGAGGGCUACCUUCUAUAACAAGAACAUCACCUCACCAUUCUACGCGGUCCUAAUGCGGGGUGAUAAAGCCGAGUUCGACAAGAUGGUUGCCGGCGCCGAGAAGUUCAUCUCGGAGGUGCACCUCGUUCCGCUACGGAUGAGAGGGCCUUUCUUCAACGGCUCAGCGAUGAGUAUUGUCGAUAUCGCUGCUUAUCCUUGGAUACUAAGAUCGUUCCUCCUGGGCUAUUAUAAAGGUCCAGCAUUUGCUUUUGAUCGAUCGUCCCUGCCGCAGCUCGCUGAACUAUUCGAGUGGUAUGACCGAAUGUCGGCAGUCGAUGCAGUUAAGGCCACCAUCAUGGAUAAUCGUUACUACAUCGAGGCGUGA
This is a messenger RNA of Perkinsus marinus ATCC 50983, 723 nucleotides long. RefSeq names its product glutathione-S-transferase omega, putative. The record is from RefSeq and is a predicted model, not a curated record. Gene Ontology annotation, cellular component: cytoplasm. Gene Ontology annotation, molecular function: glutathione transferase activity. The transcript is spliced from 6 exons. NCBI's taxonomy places the organism in Eukaryota, Perkinsozoa, Perkinsida, Perkinsidae. The coding region runs from base 1 to 723 and encodes 240 amino acids.